GGAGAGGAUGAGGGAGAGAAGGAGAGAGAGAAAGAGGGAGAGAAAGAGGGAGAGAAUGAACGAGAGGAUGAAGGAGAGAAAGAGGGAGAGGAUGAAGGAGAGAAAGAGGGAGAGAAUGAAGGAGAGAAUGAUGGAGAGAAAGAGGGAGAGUCAAGCUGCCAGCAGCAGCAGAGAGCAGUGCAGCUCCCAGCCCUAUUCAGCAGCUGCACACUCGGAUGCCACAGGUCCAGAUGAAGCCAGCCAGAGUGUUCGUGAAGGGGAUCCACCAUCUUCAGAACCUGAACCAGAGUCACCAAGCAGUUCUUCUGGCCCGGUAGGACCUGAUGACAUUUCCCAGUGCAGAGUAGAGGGUUCUGUCCAGCCUUCAGAGAAUGAUUCUGCUCCCCUCUGACCUGAUGGUAUGCCUUUGUUUACUUUGUUUUUUCUUCAAAUAUCGUAUUAUCUUUUAUUUUGUCUAUAUACAGUAUAUAUAUUAUUCUUACCGGGGAAAAAAUGUACAUAAUAUGUAUAAAAAGAUAUUUCAUUAUUGUGAAAUUUUGUUUGUAACAUUUUAGAUAUUUUUAUUUACACUAGAACAAAUGGACAAACCAGCCUCUUCUUACUCGCUCAUCAAGAAGGCUGACAUUCCUACUUAUCGUGUACGAGCAUGGCGCUAUGUUUGUUCUGUUUUUAUAAAAAGUUGUUACGUGGUUUUGUUUAAUAAAAAAAAAACAACAUUCAGUAUUAAAUCAACAUGCUCAGAUUUGUACUCAAAUGUCUAUAUUUCCUACCUUUUUUUUUUUCUUUUAACCUGGCUGUGAAUAAAUGUAAAUAUUCAAAACCAUUUUAGUUUAUUACUGCUACUUUCAACAAGUGUGAUUAUUCUGCAUAUGCAUUAAUA
Molecule: messenger RNA, 880 nt
Organism: Ictalurus furcatus (blue catfish)
Lineage: Eukaryota; Metazoa; Chordata; Actinopteri; Siluriformes; Ictaluridae
Exons: 3
Coding region: 8-391 (127 amino acids)
Source: RefSeq, a predicted model, not a curated record